UUUUAUCAUUUUUUUGUUUUUGCUGUUUUAUUAAAGCAAAUAUUUAAUAACAAAUUUAAGUUGAACAUAAAUAAAUAUUAUGAUUUUUUCAUGAUGAUGAUAAGAUAAAUUUGUCUACUUUUUAUUCACUGAUGAUGUAUUUUUAUGUAUGAAGGAUAAUUGUUAAAAGUAAUAUAAAAAUGUCAUCACGAGCAUCAACAGUACUUCUUCGUCUUAAACAAAUGGACAAAAAAUAUAAAUCAAAUGUUGAAAAAAUUAAUGAUAAAUUUAGUGAUUUAUCAGCAUUAUCAAGUGAAGAAGUAACUGAAAAAUCACAAAUAAUAUUAAAACCAAGAUUAAGUAUUAAAUUGCCAGAUACAUUUGUUGAAAAUGUUGAUAGUUUUUCAUCAAAUUCAGAGAAUAGUAUUAAAUCAGUUAAAGUUGUUGUUGAUAAUGAUAAAUCAUCAACAGUAUCAUCAAUUAGUCAUGUGAUAUCAAAUAAAAAUACAAGUAAAGAUGAAGAAACAGUUGUUGAACUUUCAGAUAAUAAAAUCACGAUAAAUAAUGAUACAACUAUUAAAGAAAUUAAUACUGAAGAUGAUGUGGUAGAUGAAGAGUCAAUUGAUGAAGACAUUGAAGAAGUCAUUGAAUCAAAUACCUCAAAAAGUCAGAGAAAUAUUGAUGAAGAAAAAACAUUUGUUUCAGUUGAUGAAACAUUUGAAGAUGAAGAUGAUGGUUCUCAAGAAUAUUCUGAUGAUUCGUUUGACAGUGUAACAUCAGUAAAUAAAACAAAAUACUCUGAAUCAACAAAAGAUGUUACAAAUAAAAAUUUACAGAUUGAAAAUAAAGCAAAUAGUUUAGUUACUUGUAGUGAUUCAAUUGAUUCUCGUGUUUAUUUUGAAGAAGUAAAUAGUAAAACUGAACUUGAUGAGAGUCAUUCAAUAGGACAUGAUUUUCAAGAAGAUAAUAAUAAAAAUCAAAUUAAAUUUGAUGACAGUUAUUCAAUAAAAACACAUGCUGAAAAUAAAAAUGAAAAUUCAAUAAAUAAUGAAAAACAAUUUAUAGAAAAUAAAAAAUUAAUUAAAUCACCGAGCAAAGAAAAUUCUAAUGAAAUAAAAAAUUUAGAUAAAAGUUGUGUUGAAGAAAAAAAUAUAAAAAUUGAUAAUUCAAGCUCAAAAAUAUCAUCAAUAAGUUUUGAAAAAAUUUCUGAAACAUCAAUAACAGAUUCAACAAAAUCAUCAUCAAAAUCAUUGAUAAAAAGUGAUAAAAAAAAAUUAAUAAAAUUAGAUGAAGAUAAAAAAAAAGAAAUCAAAAGUAAAAAUAUUUCACAAUUGACCUGUGAUAGUAAAAAAAAAAGUUUAAAAUUACAAAAAUUAUCAAAACAAAGUAGAGAAGAAGAUGAAUAUAAAAAAAAUAAAAAUAAAGAAAAACGUAGUUUAUCAAUAAUACGACAUUUAAAACAAAUUGAAGAAGAACGAUUGAGAUUGUUAGUUUGGCCAACUAAUUUUGUAUGUUCAAAUAAUUCUAAAACUGAAAUAUUAAAACCACUUGAUCCUCCAAAAAUACCAGACUUCAUUAAACCAGUAACAAAUUCAACACACAAAAAUGAAGAUAUUAAUAUUAAAAUUCUUAAAUCACGAAUUUUUGAUAUUCAACAAUGGACCAAAGAUCAAUAUUCAAUUUACAAAGAUCAAUGUGAUCUAGCUGCUGCAAUAAAUUCAACUUACAAACCCCCAAAUUUACAGGAAGCAGAAAAAGCGAUUCAACAACUCAAGUGUAAAACGAGACUCUACAAUAAACAACAAUAAAACAAAUAAAGCUACAUGCUGUUAAUAAUGAGGCUGUUUAAUUAACAACAAUAACCAA
This is a messenger RNA of Aphidius gifuensis, 1845 nucleotides long. Its product is annotated as myb-like protein X. The record is from RefSeq and is a predicted model, not a curated record. The coding region runs from base 180 to 1787 and encodes 535 amino acids. Lineage: Eukaryota; Metazoa; Arthropoda; Insecta; Hymenoptera; Braconidae. The transcript is spliced from 6 exons.